AUGCUUCCUCUCUUCAACAAAGUACUUCCUCUCUUCAUCAAGAUGCUUCCUCUCUUCAACAAAGUUUCCUCUCUUCAACAAGUACUUCCUCUCUUCAUCAAGAUGCUUCCUCUCUUCAUCAAGUGCUUCCUCUCUUCAACAAAGUGCUUCCUCUCUUCAUCAAGAUGCUUCCUCUCUUCAUCAAGUGCUUCCUCUCUUCAUCAAGUGCUUCCUCUCUUCAUCAAGUGCUUCCUCUCUUCAUCAAGUGCUUCCUCUCUUCAACAAAGUACUUCCUCUCUUGAUCAAGAUGCUUCCUCUCUUCAUCAAGUGCUUCCUCUCUUCAUCAAGUGCUUCCUCUCUUCAUCAAGAUGCUUCCUCUCUUCAUCAAGUGCUUCCUCUCUUCAACAAAGUACUUCCUCUCUUGAUCAAGAUGCUUCCUCUCUUCAUCAAGGUGCUUCCUCUCUUCAACAAAGUACUUCCUCUCUUGAUCAAGAUGCUUCCUCUCUUCAUCAAGGUGCUUCCUCUCUUCAUCAAGAUGCUUCCUCUCUUCAUCAAGUGCUUCCUCUCUUCAACAAGUACUUCCUCUCUAUCAAGAUGCUUCCUCUCUUCAUCAAGUGCUUCCUCUCUUCAUCAAGUGCUUCCUCUCUUCAUCAAGAUGCUUCCUCUCUUCAACAAAGUACUUCCUCUCUUCAUCAAGAUGCUUCCUCUCUUCAAGUGCUUCCUCUCUUCAUCAAGUGCUUCCUCUCUUCAUCAAGUGCUUCCUCUCUUCAUCAAGUGCUUCCUCUCUUCAUCAAGAUGCUUCCUCUCUUCAACAAGUACUUCCUCUCUAUCAAGUGCUUCCUCUCUUCAUCAAGUGCUUCCUCUCUUCAUCAAGUGCUUCCUCUCUUCAUCAAGAUGCUUCCUCUCUUCAACAAAUACUUCCUCUCUUCAUCAAGAUGCUUCCUCUCUUCAUCAAGUGCUUCCUCUCUUCAUCAAGUGCUUCCUCUCUUCAUCAAGAUGCUUCCUCUCUUCAACAAGUACUUCCUCUCUUCAUCAAGAUGCUUCCUCUCUUCAUCAAGUGCUUCCUCUCUUCAUCAAGGUGCUUCCUCUCUUGAUCAAGUGCUUCCUCUCUUCAACAAAGUUUCCUCUCUUCAUCAAGAUGCUUCCUCUCUUCAUCAAGUGCUUCCUCUCUUCAUCAAGGUGCUUCCUCUCUUGAUCAAGUGCUUCCUCUCUUCAUCAAGGUGCUUCCUCUCUUCAUCAAGGCUUCCUCUCUUCAUCAAGAUGCUUCCUCUCUUCAACAAAGUCUUCCUCUCUUGA
This is a messenger RNA of Trichomonas vaginalis G3, 1275 nucleotides long. Its product is annotated as SLEI family protein family. The transcript has a single exon. NCBI's taxonomy places the organism in Eukaryota, Parabasalia, Trichomonadida, Trichomonadidae. Bases 1 to 1275 code for a protein of 424 amino acids. The record is from RefSeq and is a predicted model, not a curated record.